Lytechinus variegatus (green sea urchin) is the source of this 7461-nucleotide messenger RNA. Its product is annotated as maternal embryonic leucine zipper kinase-like. Lineage: Eukaryota; Metazoa; Echinodermata; Echinoidea; Temnopleuroida; Toxopneustidae. Gene Ontology annotation, molecular function: tau-protein kinase activity; protein serine/threonine kinase activity; ATP binding. Gene Ontology annotation, biological process: protein phosphorylation; intracellular signal transduction; microtubule cytoskeleton organization. The transcript has 15 exons. Gene Ontology annotation, cellular component: cytoplasm. Bases 671 to 2809 code for a protein of 712 amino acids. The record is from RefSeq and is a predicted model, not a curated record.
CUCAUCGUAGUCAGAUGUCACGUGUACAUGGAACGCACCAGAGACUUGCAGCUCCAGCCAAAACUCAAUACUUUCGUCACCGAGGCAUGACUCCUCUGCAUUUCUGAUUACACUCUUCUCUCUCAUUAGUCGAUAAGUGAGGUUCUUCAACUAAGCGAGGCUUCCCCGGCGCUCUUCUCUCGAUUAAAAGCUUAGGAAUGUCAUCUGGAAUUUCAUUCUUCUCAAAUUGGCCACAAAGCGAGCUUGAACUUUGAUGACUGAAUAAGCAUUUUGGCUCUUACCUGCGAGUGGAAAAAUUUUUGUUGCGGGAUUAUAUCUGAAUAUUUUGAAAGAUAAGCUGCUUAUCCUGCACUUUGUGUCUUUAUUUUUUCAAAGUUAACAGAGAAUCACUUGGAAGCUUUUAGACGUUACAAAUGUUCCAUGAUAAAUGAAACUUUUCUGCUUUCGCUGAAUACUUUCCAUCAUCAUCAGGCAAACCAAAGAGUCAAGCAAUAUUUCAUAUCCACUUUUCAGAAGCAAUAUUUGAUGUUGCGGGAAGCAAUAUAGUGUUCAUAUUGUUGCAAUAAGAGUUUAUCUGCAGAAUAAUGCUUGUUUAGUUUAUUUUUCGUCACUUUGUGUUGAUAUUCGAGAAGUUAAGUUGGAUCAGCCAAGUGCAAUUCAAAACACAAUCAUGCGUGGGCAAAUAUUAUUGAAACCGCCUGAAAUAGCGCUGAACGGCGUGCGGCAGACCGCCAUGGAUAGCGACUGGAAUGAAAUCAAACACAGAUACCAUCUGAAGGAGACCAUUGGGUCAGGUGGUUUUGCGAAAGUGAAGCUAGCCACUCAUCUACUGAGUGGUCAGAAGGUAGCCAUCAAGAUCAUGGACAAACAUGCCUUAGGGGACGACCUUCCCAGAGUAAAGACAGAAAUCAAAGCAAUGAAGGAGUUGGUUCAUCAGCACAUCUGUACUCUCUACGAGGUUGUAGAAACGAAAAACAAGAUUUUCAUGGUUAUAGAGUACUGUCCUGGUGGGGAGCUAUUUGAUUACAUUGUCGCCAAAGACCGUCUCAAGGAGGCAGAGGCCCGAGGAUUCUUCCGCCAAAUCAUUGCAGCUGUCGCUUUCAUCCACCACGAAGGGUACGCUCACAGGGACUUAAAACCGGAAAAUCUCCUCUUAGAUGAAGACCAGAGCUUAAAGUUGAUUGACUUUGGCCUUGCAGCGAAACCCAAAGGAGGUAUGAAGGAUCAUUUAGAGACCUGUUGUGGGAGUCCUGCCUAUGCAGCUCCUGAGUUGGUUUCUGGCAAGGAAUACAUUGGCUCCGAGGCUGAUAUAUGGAGCAUGGGAGUGUUACUAUAUGCAUUACUAUGUGGCUUUCUUCCUUUUGAUGACGAUAACGUGUCCCUCCUCUAUCGUAAAAUUCUUUCUGGUGUGUAUGAAGAACCGCCGUGGCUUUCAGACGAAACCAAAGAUCUUCUCAAACUCAUGCUUCAGGUGAACCCAACAAAGAGGAUCAAAAUGAAGGAGCUUAUUGUCCACCCUUGGGUCGUGAAAGCAUUCGGUACACCUGUAGACUGGGAGAGUAAAUGUGAGAAAAGUCAGCUAAAUGUGGACUGCGUCACAGAAAUGGCAAUGCACUAUGGGAAGUCGAAGAAGGACAUAAUGUCAACGUUAAAACAGUGGAAAUAUGACCACAUGACAGCCACGUAUUUCAUCCUACUAGCCGCCAAGUAUCGAGGUAGAACGGUCAGACUACCGAUGGCACACAGACCACUUACAGAAAAGAAUCAAACUGACAGUGCAAUGAGAUUCCAACAUCACCAUCAACAUCACCAUCCGCAGAAUUACCAUGACAACCUGGAACCGCCCACCAGCUCGCCCUACAUGUUCAGUUCAAUGGAAGACGGCUUGGAAGACGAGGAAUCCUACAUCAUCUCGUCUCCGCACCGACGGACCGCGUCCGAAAGGCGCCAUUCCGGGGAUCACAGAAGGCCACGCAGCUCCCAGAAUCCGCGAGAAAGACCGGUCAGUACGCAUUUAGAAGGGACUUACGUGAAGCCGGGCGGAGAGGACACGUACAUGGUGUCGACACCGCUGGUGUCGGGGAAAGAGAAUCAUAGAGACGAUGACGGGUUCGUGAAACCCACUGGUUUGCCGUUAAAGACUCCUGUAAGGAAACGGAGUAAAAGCGACGCCAAGGAGAAGACGUUGCAGAAGACGAGAGCGGCGGCCGUGAAACAACCGGUAGUUCCAACAUUAUCGCUUCCUCCCGUAGUAACGCCUUCAAGAUCCAUGGAUGGUGAUCUUAAUAGACUUACUGUCAACACUCCACAUAACAAUGGUGCCUUAGACAUCCAAAAAGCUGUCUCCAUGGAGGAUUCGUUAGACCGAGUAAUGAUGGAAGACGGGGAGAUGAAGAGAACCGGUCUGAGUGGAUCAGCAAAGAAGAUCUUCGGCAGCUUUGAGAAAGGAAUCGACAAGAUGAUCGAUCUGCUAUCACCGAGAAGAAGAUCCAACGCUGGCAUGGAUGAACCUAGGAAGGUCAAGGCUCUGUACAAUGUAUCAACAACAUCAACACUCCCUGCCGAUGUGGUAGUGGAGAGAUUAAAAGAAGGCCUUAUGUAUAGCAAUAUCGACUCGUAUAAACAGAAGGGGUAUACCCUGCGAUGCAAGAAGCAAGAUUCCAAGGGAAAGACUGUCCUAUCCUUUGACAUGGAGGUCUGUAGGCUGCCCCAGAUGGACAUGGUUGGGAUCAGGAGAAAACGCCUCAAGGGCGAUACAUGGGAGUACAAGCGCAUGUGUCAAACCAUCCUGGAACACUCGAGACUCUAGCGCCCUCUCCAGGCCGCCCUAUAGAGUAAGGAUAUUUGUCAGCUGCCUAGAUGGACAUAGUUGGAAUCAGAAGGAAACUCCUCAAGGGUGAUAUCCGGGAGUAUAAAUGCAUACUGUGUCAAACCAUCCUAGAACACUUGAAACUCUAGCGCCCUCUCCAGGCCACCCUACAAAGUAAGAAGGUCUGUCAGCUGCCUAGAUGGACAUGGUUGAAAUAGGAAGAAAACUCCUCGAGGGUGAUACAUGGGAGUUAAAACGCAUGUGUCAAAACCAUCCUGGAACACUCGAGACUCUAGCGCCCUCUCCAGGCUGCCCUACAAAUUAAGGCGGUCUGUCAGCUACCCAGAUGGACAUGGUUGGAAUCAGAAGAAACCAUCUGUCGAGACAAUUUGCGCCCCCUGUAGGCUGCCCUAUGAAUAAAGGAAUCCUCUAUUGUGCAUUCAUGGCCUAUCAUCAUUGUGUCUUUGAUCAAUGUGCUGGAUGAGCUUUCUGCUUAAACGAAAGUGACCCGAGAACCAACAUCUCCAAGGGACUUGAGGCCGAGGAUAAACAAUAUGGUUUCAACCUCUGGUUAUUGGUUUGCUUCCCGUCUCUGCUUAAGAAGCAUCGUAACAAGAACUGUAACUAGAACAGCACUUCUUUGCAAUCAAAUUCCUCUGACAUCGCUGAGGUCCAAUGCAGCCCACUCUGUAUCCAUGCAGCACCAUUAAAAGAGUUGCCUAAUUAGAGGUACCAGUGUGUGUGUGAAGACACUAUAUGAUUAUAAAGAUAAGACCUUAUGAUGGAUUCAGAAUCUGAGUUUCAUCAAAAUAUGAAGAACAUGCUGCAGAAACAAUGGGCUGGCUGUUGCGGUAUUGAGAUCUGCGAAAGACCAUUGCAAGAAGUAUGUCACACAAAUUGUUCAAUCAAGGAUCUUUCAGUGCAUUUAUAGUAAGCUGACAUUCACCACACACCCUUUCUGAGGUUGUGAAAAUGACUUGUAAAGAGAUUUGUCUGAACGGAUGUAGCUCUUAAACACCCAUGGGUCACCAACGCUGACUGAAAACUCGCUAAUUUUGUAUGAUUUUGGAGAGAACGGCCAUGUGAGUUCAAAAGUUAAACCUGACAUCGUAGAUGAAGAUGCAGCCUGAGUUCCACCAAGUAUGGUAGAUGUCAAACUUGUCCUACUUCAACGGUGAUGGUCCUCAAUGUAACUUUUUUUAACAUGCGUCUGCGAUAGGCCAAUAAUUAUCAAGUGCCAUUGUAAUCAAAUCUAGUAUUUUAUCAGUGAUAUAUCUCAUUGAGGAAUGUUAUGUAUUUAUGAUGAUGAGUGACAUUGUUCUUUGCAGCAAAUGGUCUUAAUGUUUUAUCUAUUUUUAUGGUGAAUUGGUAUGAUAGGAAUUUUCAUGCGCUGUUGAUCAGCUCUGGGUUAAAGGAUACUUUGGGGGUUUUCCACGUUGGAAAAUUUUGGUAGGAAAUGCUGUUGGAUUCUAUUGAUGGUGAAUUCAUGAAAGGGUUGUUUUUUUCAGGAAAUAUUGGAUGUAGAAAAUAUUGCAACUUGUACAUCCCACCUGUCCUGUGCUUUUGAAAUUCAUUAUGCAACAGUUAUUUCUGUCUUUUAACAAUCCCUUUCUUAUAGUGAUUAUAUUAGAUUAUGUUAUGUAUUGAUGUAAAUUGUCAUUCUUGAAAAAAGAUUUACAGAUACAUUUGGGUUAAGUAACUCAUUUAGAUUUUAUGCAAUUUUUUUUAAAUCAACAGAUGUUCUUGAUAACUUGGCAAACUUAUAUUAGGGUCUGCCAGCGUUGACAAUCAUUCCCAGAUUUUACUAGAAGGUAAAAAAAAAACCCACCCCUGGCAUUUGAUGAUUCCUGGUAAACGUUUCAUGAAAGGACUUGUCAGACGUGUUAUCCGACGAGUCUUACGUUUUCCGACAGUUACCGUGGUAACAGUGCUUCUCAGCCAAUCCGACAACUUAGUUGGACAAAAAAGGGUUGAAAAAAUGCUCCCUUGACGUCAAGUGUCACUGUGGCUUGUAUCCUUGAAAGAGGUUCCAAUUAUACCAUGGUACAUAGCCACGGGCUAGACAGAUUUUGUGAACAUAAUUAUGCUUAUUUCAUUGCACACAUUAAUUAAAAUUAUGAAUGUGCGCUUUUGGCAAAUUCAUGCCUGAAUGAAGUCCGAUACAAGAAAUCUGCAUAGUUCGUGGUAUAAUUAAAACCACUUCUGAGAAUACGAUCCUUUGCGGACUGUCGCUCUGUCACACUCCCACACUGAUUCCCAAGUAUACUUGGGGUUUUUUUUAUUGAUAAACAUUGGUUGGACAUCAUGCCUCCAGUUCCUCAAGAAAACUUGUUUUUCAGAGAGUCCCAAUGAUUAAGUAAUUUCAAUUUUCAUACAAUUCACAGUAAAAUUUGUAAUACUUGCCAUCAUGAUAUUUCAUUAUGAUAUGAUACAGGUGUAGACAAACCAGGAAAAUUCUUUAAAGUUAUCGUUUGUAUAUUACAUGGUUAAUAUAUGUACAGUACAACCAUGAAUCCGAUAAGAUGUGAAUAUCAACAUCAUCAUGUAUGUUUUGAUUUCUAUAUGUUUGCAGAAAAAGCAUCUAGUCACUAAAGUUGUGGCAUGAAGUAUAAAGCCCAUGAAUUGAUUAAAUAUCUUUUAGAGUAAAAGUUGGCUCGGGAAAUUAACAAAGGAUACAUGGCAAAUGUAGGAUGUUUCGAUUUCUUUUUCAAUUUAAUUUAUUUCCAAUGGAAAUUCAAGCUCUUAAAUCUUUUUAAUGAACCGACCAUGAAUAGACAAGGUCUAUUGCUUGGGACAGUCGUUGGGAUACGACUUAUUGAGUAUAAGUAUUGUUAGAGAAAGGGAUUACAUUGUAUGAAAGAGAGAGAGAGAGUUCAUUAAAAUACAGGGGACAAAAUUGAAAGUAAAAGAGAGAUGUGUGAGAGGGAGAGAGGGGGGGAUUUAGAGAUGGAAUAAAAGAGAGAGAAGAAGAAAGGAGAUAAUGCGAGUGAAACUGUUGAGGUGAAAGCGGGGGAGAGAGUGGGGAGGGCAGGGAGAAAAGGAGUUAUUUUGAAUUUUAGGAGAGAAGAGAGUUGAAGAUAAUGAGAAUAGAAAUAUUUCUGUAGUUGCAAUAACAAAGCAGGCCUUUUAUUAUACAUUGACUUCAGGAAGGCGGUUUUUAAAUUCUACGAACAAACUAUAUAUAUAUAUAUAUUUCAAUGUAAUUCAUCAUUUAAAGAAAUAUUUUUAUCAUGCUUUCGUGAUCGUAUGUAUAUAUGACCUUGUGCGGUAUUCUUAGUUCAUUUGCAUAUGGAUUUCUGUACAGUUUUUAUUACCUACUGUGAUAAUUGUGGUGUCUGUAAUAUUCUUUAUUCAGAAGAAAAGAAGACAUCUUGUUUUUUAGAUAUAUAUUUAACAGGGGUGUGCAAAGUGAUUAUCCGAUGAUGAAGAAGAAGAGGUUGGUGAGAGCGAUGAUUUAUUUUCAUUAUUUUUAUUAUUGUGCGGCUGCAAGGGGACCAAGUUUAACCCAAAAAGAGGUCAAGAUUUAUUUGUGGUGCAAUGCCUAGAAUCGAUCGGAACGUAUUUGGGUCGCACCGAAAACUAGCGUACGUACACACUAGCCAAUAGCACUCUAUUAAACCAAUAGGAUCACGCCUACUCUUCUCUUCCUACGGCUAAAGUAGCAUUCUUCAUUCAAAGAAAAAGUUUCCUUCUUUAAAAAAAAACAGUUUCCUUCUCUCUUUUACAUUGAUGUCACUCAAAAUUGUAGUUGGCACUUACAAUGUUUGUUUUCUUGUAUUUGAUUUUGUGAUUCAAUGUGUAGGUUGUUUUUGUUUAAAUGCUCACAGAUGUUCUUUGAUUUGCAUAAUAAUGAUUUUUUGUUUUUUAAUCAUUUUCUGAUUUAUAUUGUGCCUCUUGCCAGUCAGAGGAAAUGGUUUGUGUUAUGAUAAUAGCAAGGUGCAUUGUGGGUAAUUAGAAAUUAUUUUAAAGAUGUCAUUCAUUUCAUUCAAGCCAUCACAAUGCGGGUGUCACAGACACAGUAACUUUCAAACUUAUUCUUUCUCUUUCCUCUUUUUUCCCCCUCAUUGAUUUCCUAGACUUUUUUAACUGUUGAUAUUCACAAUGUCUAGGUCGCUAGAAGUUCAAAACUAUUCUUUCUCUCUGUUUUGUUUUUCGUCAUUGAUUGACUUGGCUUUUUAAAACUGUUAAUAUCCAUUGAAAACUCUUUUUAAGCACCAUCUAAAUAUCUGUUUCAAUUGUAAUCUGUUCCAAUCCCAGUAAAUAUUCCACAGAUAUAUGGGCUGUGAUACAAUUGACAAGACAACUUAAACAGAAAAUCAUGAAAUUUUAUCAAGUCCGCUUGAAAUGCACAUAAAGAUUAGAUUUUGAACUUUUUAAGGUGAAAUUUUUAACUACUUCGAAUUCUGUCCCAAAGGUUCCCAGAACAAAAAAUAAAAACUUGAACUAACAUGAAACGAUAGUGAUUAAGGGAUAACUUUUUUAAAUGAAAAGUUGGAGGGCAGUCUAGUCUUCAUUAACAUGAGAAGUGAGUGUGAGAAAGAGAGGAAGAGAGAGAGAAAGAAUGAUAUUACAGUUUGAAAAUAAAUUAUAUCACUUUAAGCAGAGUUAUAAGAUGCAGAUUAGUGCAUAUCUUAUCGGUAGUGUCGAGGAUG